AUGAGACUGUCCAGAAUGCUGCCCUUAAGCUCAUCAGCCAUUAACAACGGCUCUCAUAUUUCUUCAUCAACUCUGCCCCCAUCCUUCUACUCUCUCACUCCUCGCCAACCCAGCAUUAACCCCAAAAAUCCUGUCACCAGGAAUUUCAUCUCCCUCAACAAAUCAUCGUUUUCUCCCCUCAAAUGUUCAAUCUUCACCAACAAGAAAAACAUGUCCACCGUUUGUAGCUCCAAAUCUGACAAUGGAUCCCACGAUUCCCCUUUCCAGGGAGGUGAAUCAUUUUUCAGGGAAGUGUUGGCAAGUAUGGAGGCUGUCUACUUGAGCAGGAACCCAACAGCAAAAGCAGUGUUGGAGCUCGUUGGGUCGGUUGCUGAUGACCAAAUUUGCUAUGAUCAUUUCGCUUUUAGGACAUUUGGGGUGAAUGGUUAUGGAAUCGACUCCAUGGCUAAAUUUUUCCUGGAUUUCGGGUACACGCCGCGGGAGGAGUUAAGAUUCCCUGCUAAAAAAUUGAGAGCAUUGUGGUUUUCUCCUCCCAGUAUUCCAACUUCUCAUGGUGGCAGUGGUGUUAAUGGACCUUUACCAAGAGUGUUUGUAUCUGAGCUUCUUGUGGAUCAGAUGAGUCCACAAACUCAGGAUAUAAUCAGAAAGUACACUGAAAUUUCUGGUUCUGGAAAUAAACAUGCUGCUCUAGCAAGUGCACUGGGAUCGUUAACGUGGGAAAAGCCAUUGCAUUCUGAAUUUCAACAAUUGGCUAGGGAAAGCGAAUAUGCUGCCUGGACCCUUGUCAAUGGGUAUGCACUAAACCAUGCCACUAUCUCAACUCAUCAGCUGAAAUCUCGAUUGAGAGAUAUUAAAAACCUCAAUCAGUUCAUUGAGAAGAAUGGGUUCAAGUUGAAUUCUGAAGGGGGAACUCUGAAAGUGAGCCCCGAUGGCCUUCUUCAGCAAAGUUCAACGGUCGCAGAUUCAAUUCAUUUCCAAUUUUCUGAUGGUCUAACUGAAUCAGUCCCCUGCUCCUAUAUCGAGUUUGCUGAGCGCCUGGUGCUGCCUCAGUACAGUAAUCUACCCAUUGAAGAGGUCAAAGAGCAUCACAGGCGAGAUGGAUUUGAGGUUGGAAAUGCUGAUAAGAUCUUCGAGAGUACAUCCAAGGAACAGCUGACCAGGAAGGCUGCAUGA
Messenger RNA from Prunus armeniaca (apricot), 1173 nucleotides. Lineage: Eukaryota; Viridiplantae; Streptophyta; Magnoliopsida; Rosales; Rosaceae. The record is from the annotation of a GenBank genome assembly.